AUGAAAUCUUUCAUCAUCAUAACUUUGGCAUUUCUCUCAACUGCUUCAGCUCGUAUUUAUAGCGGGCCAUGUCGAUUGGACGAAAUGUCAGCUCGAGUGAAGACAAACUUCCAAGUUUCACCUUUCAUGGGUGUUUGGUACCAAAUCGGACGAUAUGAUACACAAACCAAUUAUGUUUGCGUCACGUCUCGCUAUUCAUUGAACAAUGAUGGCUCGAUUCAUAUGAGUAGUACCGGAUUCACUUCAGGAGGUACAUUUAGACAAUCCACUGGACAAGCACAAUUAACUAACCCAAACGAAAAUCCAUUAACUGGAAAACUUGAUGUUACUGGAUUUGGAUCAGGAACAACAUCAGCAAUCUUUUGGGUCAUGGAUACAGAUUAUUCUGAUUACGCAGUUGUGUGGAGUUGUCGUAACAUUUCUCGUGGAAGAUCUGAAGAACUUGCAUGGGUAUUGGCAAGAACACCACAAACAUCGGAGGCUGUUCGACAACGUUAUGAAAAUGCUGUUCAUUCAAGUGGACUUGUAUUAGAUGCAAUCAGAUUGACUAAUCAAGAUGCGACAUUCUGCACAACAUCAGCAAUCUUUUGGGUCAUGGAUACAGAUUAUUCUGAUUACGCAGUUGUGUGGAGUUGUCGUAACAUUUCUCGUGGAAGAUCUGAAGAGCUUGCAUGGGUAUUGGCAAGAACACCACAAACAUCGGAGGCUGUUAGACAACGUUAUGAAAAUGCUGUUCAUGCAAGUGGACUUGUAUUAGAUGCAAUCAGAUUGACUAAUCAAAAUACGGCAUUCUGCAAUAGCUUGUAAUACAUUAGAAAAAUUGAAUGGCUUUGAAUGGACUUUUUGACUAACCCGGCAACUAAAUAAUUAUCCACAGACAUUUUAAUCUGAGCAUGAAAAACUGAGCU
Messenger RNA from Clunio marinus, 908 nucleotides. Lineage: Eukaryota; Metazoa; Arthropoda; Insecta; Diptera; Chironomidae. The record is from the annotation of a GenBank genome assembly.